GCGCGAUGGAGAACGUCACGCAGGCGGUGAACGAUGAGCUCACGCAGAGCUUGGACUACAAGCUCGCGACGUCCAACGUCAAUUAUGUGCAGUCGCGGCGUGACGUACAGUAUUUCCCAUCCUCGCUGAGUACCUUCACGCCCACCACCAGCAGGGUGGCGCGCAUCCCGCUGACCAGCGGCAUGGAUUUCAUCGACCCGGAGAGCGUCAAGAUCGCCUUCAGGGUCAGGAACAACGACGCCACCAGCGACCUGUUCCCCGGCACCCUGGAAUGGUACAACCAGCGGGGUUUCGAGGGCUUCUGGCAAGACCCGGGCGGCAACGCGCAGGCCAGCCCCUCCGGCGAGUAUAGGCUGAACCUGGUCCUGGAGCUGGAGUUCGCGGAGGCCGGGGACGCGCUCCGCCCGGCCGGCGGCACCAGCGAUUUCAGCAUCGAGAGCGUCAGGGUGCUGGCCUCCCAGGACAGCGCCCUGGUGGAGUCCUUCAACAAGGUCCUCCUCUCGGGCCGUUCCCUGGUCUUCUCCUACCCAACGAUGCACACGCAGGUCUCCAACGUGCCCUCGCGCGUCACCAGCCACAACGUGAUGGCGGCGAGGGCCUACACCAAGCCCUUCCGGCAGACCACGGACGCCCUGGGCGAGUGCCGUAACCUGGAGUACCCCGGGCCCGGCGCGCACCCGUUCAACCUGGAGGGCCAGAUGCAGCUGGGGGCCCUGCAGUACCCCCGGUACCCCAUCGCCAGCUCCGCUGAAUUCCACCACUUCUUGGAGGUGAUGGGCGGCACCUACGAUUCCAAGAUCAAGAACAUGCGCAUCGUGGACCAGUUCUACCCAAACACCGAGUUCAUCGCCGCCUUCCCCACGGAGCGCGUCCCCAAGCACCCGCUCAGCGGCAUCAGCACGCGGUCGGGCGACCUCGCGCGCUUCACCUUCAAGAACAUGCUGGCGGACCGCGUCCAGCGCAUGUACAUCCACCUGGUGAGCUACCAAAUCGUGACGCUGUCGGGCGCCGCGUCUCCGUCUUGGACUAAGGAAACCAUGAGCUUAUUCGAGUCUACCGGGAACAUCCUCAACGAGGGGGGGACCACCGAGAUCUCCGGCAUCACGGCCGGCCAGCUGGCCACCGUGCUGACCGCCUACACGCCGCUGACGGACACGGCCGCGAACGCUGCGGCCAUUGGCACCAACACCGCCGGAGUGGCCGCGAACGCCGCGGCCGUGGCCUCCCUGCAGGCCCAGGUGGCGGGGCUGCCCGGCCCCCCUGAUCUGGCCCCCUACGCCCUGGCCGCCGACCUGGCCGCCGCGGAGGGGACGCGCUGCAGCUGCAGGUGGACGCCAAGUCCACCCCGACCUCCGUGGACGCCAAGCUGGCGAGCUACUGCCAUGAACUCCGCCAUCGCCUCCGCCAAUAAUGCCACCUUGGCCACGGUGGGCAGCAGCUACGCCCUGAGGACCGUCACCGACCAGCUGGCCCUGGACCUCGCGGCCAAGCAGGGCCCGACGUGGACCAAAAAAUCGCCACGGCGCUCUUGGACCGGCAGCACCACUGACUUGACCGCAGCGGUCACCCAGGCGGUCUUGGACGCGGCCCUGGGCCUCAGGGACACGAGGCUGGACGGCCACGACUCCGACAUCCUGGCGCUGCAGGGCGCCGGGCCCUUCGCCACCUCCUCCGACCUGACGGGUGCGGAGACCAGCCUCCAGAGCGCCAUCGACGCGAUCCUGGCCCAGCUGGCCGCGUUGACCACGGGCGGGGGCAGCAACCUGAUCAACGCCCAGGCCUGGUCGGGGGAGAUCAUCUGGGACCUCCUUCUUCAGACCAAUACCCUGCGCAAUCUCCAUUUCAACGCGCCGCUGAGCGUCAGCCUCCAGAACGAUAACUUCACCCUGAGCCUGGCCUGCGACAGCUACAGCGUGGCCAAGGCCGACGCGGCCGUCGCGGCCGCCAUCGCGACCGCCCUGGCGCCCUUCGCGACGGCUGCCCAGCGCGACGCGGCGAUCGCCGCGGCCCUGGCCGCUUACAGCACCACCGCGCAGAUGGACGCCGCGAUCGCGGCCGUGGCCGCCAUCGACCUCAGCCCGUACUACACCGGCGCCCAGACCGACGCGGCCAUCACG
This is a messenger RNA of Symbiodinium pilosum, 2117 nucleotides long. Lineage: Eukaryota; Dinophyceae; Suessiales; Symbiodiniaceae. The record is from the annotation of a GenBank genome assembly.